UUAGUUGAACGUCACGACCUUUGAAAUCAUAAACUGGAGUCAAAUGAACGAUUAUCUCUGGUUAAGGUAGUCCAGGUGUGAAAUACUACUAUGAGCGUCCUGUGUCGUAUGUUUACGAAAGGUCUAUUUUGUGGACAACCGCAGUGGUUGUCAGUAGGUGGAUCUCAAUAUUUUUGUAGCGGAGCAUCUCGACUGGAUUGUGUUCGGCGUGACAGCGCUGCUAACUCUACCAGUCCUGUAAGCUUGACAUAUGACGUGUUUGACGGGAAAGGGGACAGCACACCUCUCGUUUUUCUACAUGGCUUAUUCGGGAGCAAAUCAAACUUUCACUCUAUAGCUAAAUCUCUAGUUCAGCGGACAGGCCGGAAGGUGCUGACAGUAGAUGCUCGUAACCAUGGCAAGAGCAUGCAUACCCCAGUUUUGACGUAUGAGGCAAUGACCAAUGACCUGACGCAUCUGCUUGGCCAGUUGCGCAUUGGAAAAUGUAUCCUAAUUGGGCAUAGCAUGGGGGGCAAAGUUGCUAUGGCUACAGCUUUGUCACAGCCCAGUUUGGUGGAGCGACUCGUAGUGGUAGACAUUAGUCCUGCACCAACAUCAGUUCGCACCAAUUUCCGUGCCUAUAUUGAGGCUAUGAAGGAGGUGAAAAUAGCCACUGACAUUCCACGCUCUACAGCACGCAGACUAGCUGAAGAUCAGCUCAGAAAGCAAGUUAAAGAGCAUUCAGUCCGACAGUUUCUCCUCACUAAUCUUGUGGAGCAGAAUGGACAUUAUGCCUGGAGAGUCAAUUUAGAAGCUAUAUCAAACCACAUGGAUGACAUUAUGGGUUUCCCUGAGUUUAACACCACCUAUGAAGGACCCACCCUCUUCCUGGGUGGCAGUAGCUCAGCUUACAUUAGCUCUGAAGAUUACCCUGAGAUCCAGCGUCUCUUUCCAUGUGCAGAUAUCCAGUACAUCCCUGAUGCCAGUCACUGGAUUCAUGCUGACAAGCCUCUGGACUUCAUAAGCUCCAUUAUCAGAUUCCUGCAGAGCUAGUACCCAGGCCAACUCAGACAGGUGGGUUCAGUGGUAUAUGGACAUUGUGAAGUCCAUAAGGCAUGGACCAAACACAUUGUUUUUUAAAAUUAGACCCUGACCAUCAAAUGCAGAACUUGAUCUUUUGUUAGUAUAGUUAUUUGGAGUUACAGAUGUGUUAACAUGAUAUUUAUUUUUAGAUUUACAGUAUGCACUUUCUCAAGAUUCACUGACACUGAAUACCUUGGUUUCUCUCUAAAACAGUUAUCAAUUUCAUACAUAUAAAUUACAUUUCAGGGCUCUGCUUUGCCCACAGCAUUGUUUUGCAUAAUGGAAACCAUUGUAGUGGAACAAUUGUGAUCAUUCUGAACUUGAUGACCCUCUGCCUUGUUUAUCGUGAGGUUGGCUCUGUAGGCAGGUGCACACUUGCAUUCUUGCAGCAUUCUGUGGAAGAUGUACAAUUUCUUUGUUCUAAUAGUAAGUCCAAAGAUUCCUAUGCAGCAGGGACCUGGUGUUUCUGGCACUGUUUUUGAGCAUGCAUGUACCUCUCAUUGUCAUACAAAAGUUAAUUUUAUAAGAUGUAACAAAAAUAUAUUAUUUCAAUAGACACACUGCUCCAUAAAAAUAGCAUUUUGUUUUUCAAAGCAUCAGGUGAUUUUCUCCUGAGUAGACAUCACUUAUUAACUUCAAGAAAUAUACAAGCUGUACAAAUAAGUUAUGUCCUGCAUCGUUGUGAGUUGGUUUUUCAUAGGUUUAAUAAGAGUUUAUAGAGGUAUCUGGUGUGUGUUUUCCUGUUUGUUUGUAUAUUCAUGUGAGUGGCAUGUAGGACUGUGUUGUGAUGUGUGUUUAACCAAAAACUGAGUAAAUAAAUAACCUUAUAUUCUAUGAUGCUGCCAGGUACAUGCUAAAAAGCACCAUUUGUCAGGUUCAGUAGGCUUGUCUUAUGUGGCCACCUUUUGUUAACUGUGGAUGUGUGUCAGUAUUUUGUGACUGAAUGGUAUUUUGUAUUAUUAUACUGAACAUAUGACAUACUACUAUUGGAUAAUGAUCAGAAUAAUAUAUUUAUAUCUUACAACUGUGAUGUCUAUGCUAUAUGUUUGUGUAUGUUUGAAAGUCAAUUAGGUUUAUAAAACAUGCUGCAGAAUUAAACUCCAAAUGCAAGAGGGUAUUUAACUGAUCUGCUCAACCGCAUAAUAGCUGUAUAUAUUGCUUGUGUUAGAAAUAUGAGUAGCUUGUAGUACAUACACUGCCAGUGGUCCUUGUUAUGAGGAUAAACUGUGUUGCAAGAGGGAAUGGGUGUGAACAUGCACAUGUUAAUAUGUAUUUUUUAGAAAUUAUCUUUCUAAAACUGAAGUUUACUUUUAUCAGCUAAUAUUCAGUUACCAGCAAUGCAAAUGCAUUGUCUUAUGUUUGUCUUGUCAGAGGGGUAUUGAUGAAUUGGCCCUUUCUGGUCAAAGCAAAGUCUGAAAAAUUUGCUUGGGGUUUUAGAGAAUGGUUUACUUUGGUAUGUUUCCAAGGCUGCGGACCACUUCAUAAAGCAGGUUUAAUUGAAUGUCUUUUGUCCUGCUAUGAUUGAAUACCACAAAUUUUAAUUUCAAAACCUAAUGUGUAAUAAAUAGGAUGGUUUUCUAGUCAUCUAAUUUCUGAAAUUAGGUGACUGAAAAAUUGUAUAGUUUGUUCAGAAUUUUAUAAACCAGAGCUCAUGUAUGACUGUACAUUAAAUGUGGUAAAUCUUGUUUUGGCAGUUCUCAAAAUAUUCCUGUGUCUUUGCUUUGGCAUCAAUGAAAGUCUUGUCAUUUACAUAGUUUAUCUUGUUGGCUAAUUUAAAGUGUUCUUUGGUUUUUUUUGUAGCCUUUAAAUAAAUAGAAAUAGAUAGAUGUCAAUAUAUGGACAGUUAAAAUGACUAUUUAAUAUACAUUACUUUCAGUACUUUAUAAUGUAUUUAUCUACCACAAUAAAACAUUACAUUCUUACAGCUGUGCACGAUCUCAAUAAAGGGUUUUUUGUUUGUGAUAAAACACAGACAAUAUAUACUGGUGUUCUGUUGUAGGAUUAGUUUAAUUUUUUAUAAUUCUGAGGACCAUAGACUGAACAACAAUUUAGUUUUAACAGAUUUCUGGUUGGUAAUACUAAUGUAAAGAAACUAAACCAGUAGUAUUGUUAGGUGAGAUGUGGUGCACAGAUACUCAUCAAUCAGCUGUAUGUUGUGCCAAGCAUUUAACAUGCAAAGUGUUCCUCUCUUCAAGUAAAGUCUAUCUGUUAGGUUAUGUGUUGUCACGUGUUAUUUCACAAAACUUGGUCAACUAAAGUUUCUGUGGAUGUAUUUCUCUUGCAUGCAAGCUGGGUUCUGUAUAUAGAUAUCCAACUAAAUAAAUGUUCAAGUUUUAUGAUCAGAAAACCUGA
This is a messenger RNA of Electrophorus electricus (electric eel), 3414 nucleotides long. It is a transcript of the gene abhd11, whose product is annotated as abhydrolase domain containing 11. Lineage: Eukaryota; Metazoa; Chordata; Actinopteri; Gymnotiformes; Gymnotidae. Gene Ontology annotation, cellular component: mitochondrion. Gene Ontology annotation, biological process: lipid metabolic process. The record is from RefSeq and is a predicted model, not a curated record. Gene Ontology annotation, molecular function: carboxylic ester hydrolase activity.